Messenger RNA from Aspergillus candidus, 858 nucleotides. RefSeq lists its product as uncharacterized. Gene Ontology annotation, molecular function: dioxygenase activity. Lineage: Eukaryota; Fungi; Ascomycota; Eurotiomycetes; Eurotiales; Aspergillaceae. The coding region runs from base 1 to 858 and encodes 285 amino acids. The transcript has 2 exons. The record is from RefSeq and is a predicted model, not a curated record.
AUGAACUUCGGCGAAUUCCAAAACGGCAAAGCCCAGCAACCACUCCCACAAUCCCUAGCCACGCACGAGGCCGAAAUCGCCCAUUUCGCAGACCUCUGCACGCGGACCUGCAACCGCAUUCUCAAACUACUCGCUUUAGGGCUUGAGAUCCCACCCGACUUCUUCACAACCCGCCACGAUCCCCACCAAGGCCCCACAGGCUCCAUCCUCCGCUACCUGUACUACCCAUCCAUUUCAUCCCCCUCAACAGCAACCUACAAGCACGACGUCGACGUCCGCGCCGGCGCGCACUCCGACUACGGCAGUAUCACGCUCCUAUUCCAACGGCCAGGACAGCCGGGUCUAGAAAUUCUCCCUCCAGCAGGAACAGAUAACAACAACGCCAGCAGCAGCAACAGCAGUGACAAUAACAGCACCAACUGGGCCCCUGUCCCAGUCCAACCCAACCAACAGCCCGGAGCCGCCGAAGAAGAAUCCAAAGAAGGAGAAUACGCAUUCCCCCCAAUUCUAGUCAACAUCGGCGACCUCCUCAGCUACUGGACCGACGGACUUCUCAAGUCAACAGUGCACCGUGUCGUAUUCCCCCUCUUGGAGCAGCGUGCGCCGAGCCCGCAGGACAGGUACAGCAUAGUCUUCUUCUGCCACCCGCGCGAUACAACGGAGUUGGUACCUGUUCCCAGCGAAGUGGUGGCUGCUUAUCGAAGACAGAGACAGAUGGUCCAAGGAGGGGAAGGGGACGAGAGGGUUGGGUUUGGGGGCGGGGCGGGGGCGCUUCAACCUGGGAAGCGCGCGUUGACGGCCUAUGAGCAUCUUAUGUCACGGUUGGCUGCUACAUAUGGGGAGAGGAAGGAGGCGUAG